Blastomyces gilchristii SLH14081 is the source of this 846-nucleotide messenger RNA. RefSeq lists its product as uncharacterized. The transcript is spliced from 2 exons. The record is from RefSeq and is a predicted model, not a curated record. Lineage: Eukaryota; Fungi; Ascomycota; Eurotiomycetes; Onygenales; Ajellomycetaceae. Bases 1 to 531 code for a protein of 176 amino acids.
AUGACUGGCAGCCAGUUCACGAGUUAUCAUGGAUGUCAGGGGCCUAGUAACAACAGCCUUGUCUCCAGUAUCACGUUGUUCGUUAUCACUUUUGCAUCUGCCCUCAUCUCGAAUUUGAAGCCCCUUGUAAGGAGCCCGGGUGUCAAGCGCGCAUUAUAUCAGGGUUUUCUUGAUUUCACGAACAGAUUUCAGGGGCGUGAUAGCCCCUAUGGCCGCGAGUUUGGAUUGGGGACAAAGGGUUUGUUGAUUCAAUUUCAUAUGCGACUGGCUCGGCAACAGGGCGAUGGGAGAAAUUACAACCCCCCCCAUGUGGCGCGCGCCCCUUGCAAUCACCAAUCCUUUUCACGAGCCAAAAUACGACGAGAAAAACGAAUCGGGAGGGAAGUUGUUGUUCUGAUGAUUAAGAUGCAUGGCGACAGAUUUGGUAAUAAAGCGGGCCUUUUGCAGAGAAGCGAAAUAAGAAGGAAGAUGGUGGGAUGGAUGACAGUGGCUAGGGAUGGCGGGUUUAUUAGCUCAUGGUAUGAGAAAUAAAUGUAGGCAUAUUUUAGGCUUAGGCAUAGGAACAGAAUCCGACGCUUGACAACGGGCCUGAUGCGUGGUGUGGUGUGGGACUCGUUGUUUCUUCUGCAUUAUUCCAUUAUAAUAUUAACCUUGCAGGAGGUAAAGUCGUCGUGCAUGUCUGCGGAUUUCUUCAGCCACUAUUAAUUGAAUAAUGGUCAAUUAGUUAGACUUCAUUUGCUCCUUUUCCGUUUCUCCGUGUUCGCCCCUCGGCAAAAAUGAGAUAAUUUUGAGACCGUCUAGGAACUUUGAAACAGAUAAAAGUUUGUCUAGUUAAUCGGGCGAGGC